AUGUCGGCUGGUUUCGCGAGCUCUAGUGUGUACAGUCGGUCGACCGGCUCCGUCAAAAUCCACGGUCUUCCAGUUCCAGACUGCCUUCAUGUCAGGGCAGCUGACCACCACGUUGGGGACGCCCGCGGUUUAAGCACGGCCUUAGAAACCACUGUUAGCCGGUUGCAGAUCGCCAACAAAGAUCGGCCAAGGGCAUGUUCUGGUCUGUAUGAAGAACUGGCGCUCACCGUUACGGAGGCGUCUCGGAAGCUGCUGUCACAAACGCAGUCGCAUUUGCAGGACUGCUUGUUCGAGCAGGAGUCUGAGACGACGGACCGCGGUUUUCUUCUACAAGGGGCCAAGAAAAUAAAUGCAGCACUGCAGAAUAGCCGGGCUUGCGAAACGGCAGCACUGCAGAACUGGAUAGACAAGUGGGACCAGGCACCAGGUGCUCAAACAUCCGUUCGCUGGGUAUUAGUCGAGAUAGGAGGGCCUUUGGAGAAAGCAGAGGAGCUGUUUUACUCCGGCAGUUGA
Messenger RNA from Penicillium cinerascens, 513 nucleotides. RefSeq lists its product as uncharacterized. The transcript has 2 exons. The record is from RefSeq and is a predicted model, not a curated record. NCBI's taxonomy places the organism in Eukaryota, Fungi, Ascomycota, Eurotiomycetes, Eurotiales, Aspergillaceae. Bases 1 to 513 code for a protein of 170 amino acids.